UCCGAAGGCUCCGGGUGUGAGGACUGCUUCCGGACUCCGGGUACGGCGUCUCACCGCAGCUGGCUCCCGACUUUUCUCUUUUCAGCCUCAAGGAGGGCUCGGGGCUGCAGAAUUGCAGCCUUGCCCAUGGAUCUCGUUGGUUUUGGGUAUGCGGCCCUUGUGACGUUUGGAAGCAUUUUGGGCUAUAAGCGGAGAGGUGGCGUUCCAUCUUUGAUUGCUGGUCUUUUUGUUGGAUUUUUGGCUGGCUAUGGAGCUUACCGUGUCUCCAAUGACAAGCGAGAUGUAAAACUGUCACUGUUUACAGCUUUCUUCCUGGCCACCAUCAUGGGUGUGAGGUUCAAGAGAUCCAAGAAAAUAAUGCCGGCUGGGCUGGUUGCAGGUUUAAGCCUCCUGAUGAUUCUGAGACUUGUCUUAUUGCUGCUCUGAGAAUCCAGAGGAACUGAAAACUGAAUUCCUGUCAUUCCACACUAUCGGGCAGAGCAUACUCUACGUAUGUAAAAGAUAAAUUUCAAUGUGGAAUGUUUAGUGUCUUAUUUUAUGUUAGAAACAAAAGAAACACUGUCACUUCUAAUAUGAACACUAGUUUGAGGUGUUUUUUUCUUAAACAAAAACUUUGUUUUCCAAUUGUCAGGUACUAUUUUCAUUAAAGAUAGUUCAUAA
Molecule: messenger RNA, 660 nt
Organism: Ceratotherium simum simum (southern white rhinoceros)
Lineage: Eukaryota; Metazoa; Chordata; Mammalia; Perissodactyla; Rhinocerotidae
Source: RefSeq, a predicted model, not a curated record